GGUUUUUAUUUUUUUAUAAUCAUAUCCCUUAUCGAGGAAAUUGCUGUUGGUGAGGGGAACAGUCUCCGGAAAUGACAAUCUGCUCAAAUUUUCAUUAAAAAGUUCCUUGUAACACGCCUCAACCAACGUACAAUACCCAUUGCUUGCAAAUCCGAGAAAAGAUCAUGGAUUUUGAACCAAAUUUGACAGUUUUGGUGGCUUUAUUUUAUCUUCUGGUUCACUGCAACUGCAUUGACUUAAAAAGUUGGAUUUCCGAACCACUGAGUUGGCGAUUGCUCAUCGGAAGUAAUGUGAACAAGAGUUGGCUGGAUUACACGUUCUGCUAUCAAGACGUUGAAAAUGAUGAAAUUUGCGAUCAGUUUUCAUUAAAAUAUAAAAAAUUUCUGGAACGUAAUUGCAGUUGCUCCGUGUCUCUCAACACAACCCUUGGUAAUAGCGCUCUGAACAUGAAUUGCCCUCUCAGAGGACCAGGCAAUUCAAUAGACUUUUGUCCUGAUGGGUUGCGGCUCGAUUACAAUCCAGGACGUUAUUCUUCACAUGCCACUUUUCCAGCACUUUCUCCAACUACUCAAAAGAAAGCUGAUAAUGAACUCCAUCAUGAAAAUAGCACGAAUGAAUGGGACGCGGCUCAUAUAGAACGAUUUGCAGGCUUUACCGUUUUGUGUACUGCCCUUGUAUUGAAUUUCCUCACUUGCGUGAUAAACUGGAAAAACUUUGGAAGGAUCUUUCUGGGUCAGCAUGGAAAUGUGCAGAUCGCCAAGAAGCCUAUAACGGGAGCAGAGGUCACAUAUGAUGAUGCCAUGACUGUCCCUACAAAAAAUGAGGCCCAGAACGAAAUGUAUGAGGAAAUCCGCCAAGAGCCUGAUGCUUAGAAUUUGACCGUUUACUUUUAACAUUAACUUUAUCAUGAGUUCAAUUUUAAUUUUCCAUUAUUUAAAGUUUCAUGAUUUUUAAAAUAAUUCUAAAUAUAUUUUAUAUAAUAUUUAAUUUAAACAGCUUCUAAAAUUCCAAUUUGUUAAAGAUUCCACAUCUAUGUCUUUAACUUAUUUUUUUGUGAGAUUUACAACUUUUUCUAAUUAAAAAUUAAUUAGUAAAUUAAAUACGAAUAUCUGUGCUAGAGCGAAUUAUAAGCAAUUUUUAAAGAACUAACCAAAUUCUUGUUAAAAUCAUCUAGAUGCUAAUAAAAUCUUAAAUUCAUACUAUUUUAUUAUUUGAUCAUUUUUUUG
Neocloeon triangulifer is the source of this 1226-nucleotide messenger RNA. RefSeq lists its product as uncharacterized. The record is from RefSeq and is a predicted model, not a curated record. The transcript is spliced from 3 exons. Lineage: Eukaryota; Metazoa; Arthropoda; Insecta; Ephemeroptera; Baetidae. Bases 165 to 872 code for a protein of 235 amino acids.